CAAGAAACGACCCCGCCCCUUUUGUCGUGUGUUGACCUUACAGUCAAUAAGAAAGGUAAACACCUGCGACCCUAUGUACAACGAGAUCCAAGAUGGCGGCCACCAAGGAGAAUUUCAAGCGCCUCCCUAUCUGGAUGAUGGGCUUCGUCUUUGUCUUCUUUGCUCUCGUCGGGCUAGCCGUUCUCGCCCCUGACUCUACCCCCUGGCACGUGCUGGGGCCUGUCGGCAGCUUCAUACAGAACACCAUCAAGAACGACCCGGCCCGCAUCCAGGAGAUGCCUUUUAGGAUCCUUGGCAUACACACAGCAGAAACUGCGAUCGCUUUCUUCAUCACUCUAUGGAAGGACAUCUCUGGACCGGCGCGGCUGAAGUGGCUCCUGCAGACGUUCGUGUUCGGGAUCUUCUCUCUGCUUCCCCUCAUCGUGUUCAAACCUGCCGUGGAGAAAAAAGUCAAAUAG
Molecule: messenger RNA, 458 nt
Organism: Branchiostoma floridae (Florida lancelet)
Lineage: Eukaryota; Metazoa; Chordata; Leptocardii; Amphioxiformes; Branchiostomatidae
Product: transmembrane protein 254-like
Exons: 4
Coding region: 93-458 (121 amino acids)
Source: RefSeq, a predicted model, not a curated record